Messenger RNA from Hibiscus syriacus, 946 nucleotides. Its product is annotated as trihelix transcription factor GT-1-like. The record is from RefSeq and is a predicted model, not a curated record. Lineage: Eukaryota; Viridiplantae; Streptophyta; Magnoliopsida; Malvales; Malvaceae. The transcript is spliced from 7 exons. Bases 125 to 946 code for a protein of 273 amino acids.
GCCUUUUUGGCUUUCGAAGAGAAAUGGACGGCCUCUUCAAUACUUCCAAAUCCAACAAGCAUUUGUGGGAGCAGAUUUCGGCUAAGAUGAGGGAGAAAGGGUUCGAUUCGAUAGAUCCCCCACCAUGUGUACCGAAAAGUGGAGGAUCUUGUUGAAAGAGUUCAAGAAAGCUAAGCAUCAAGAUAGAGGGAGUGGGUCGGCCAAGAUGUCUUAUUACAAGGAAAUUGAAGAGAUUUUAAGGGAGAGGACCAAGAAUGCCUACAAGAGCCCAACCCCUACUCCUAAAGCUGAUUCAUUUAUGCAUUUCGCUGAUAAGGGCUUUGAUGAUACUGGCAUAUCAUUUGGUCCUGUUGAAGCAAAUGGUAGGCCAACACUCAAUCUUGAAAGACGUUUAGAUCAUGAUGGACAUCCUCUUGCUAUCACAACAGCUGAUGCAGUUGCAAACAGUGGGAGACUGUCGGUCAUACGGAACCAUGGAUGCAGAGGGGCGAUUAAAUCUGCAUUUAGAUUGAGAACGAAACAUUCAUUUUGGUUGGAGGAUGAAGACAAUAUGGUUCGCAGUCUCGACAGGGAAAUUCCUCUAGGGAAUUAUACACUCCACCUUGAUGAAGGUUUGGCUAUAAAAGUGUGCCUCUAUGACGAGUCAGAUCAUAUACCAGUCCACACUGAGGAGAUGAUUUUCUACACAGAAGAUGACUACAGUGAAUAUCUAGCCCGUACGGGCAACACAGGUGUCACGGAGAUCGAUGGAUACAGAAGCGUAAAUAAAAUGGAUGACCUUCGACCUAAUCCUAUAUAUUGGGGGCCUUAUGGAUACAUACUUUGGAUCAUCAAUGCAUCCAUGGGUGAAGCGAAUGCCUUAAAACCAGGAAAGAUAAGGCCAUCUGUUAUUCUGUUUCGAGUAAACUCUGUCUUUACGGAAUACAAGACCUUGACAAUGCAGUAG